This is a messenger RNA of Solea senegalensis (Senegalese sole), 3073 nucleotides long. RefSeq names its product transmembrane protein 67 (gene tmem67). Gene Ontology annotation, biological process: cilium assembly. The record is from RefSeq and is a predicted model, not a curated record. The transcript is spliced from 29 exons. Gene Ontology annotation, cellular component: ciliary transition zone; MKS complex. NCBI's taxonomy places the organism in Eukaryota, Metazoa, Chordata, Actinopteri, Pleuronectiformes, Soleidae. The coding region runs from base 23 to 2983 and encodes 986 amino acids.
AAGAGGAAAGCCCUUGUUUACCAUGGCGACGGAGACGCUACCCUCGGGUUUUAGCAUACAGAACGUUCUAACGUUUUUUCUUUUAAUAAACAUUGAUUUAUUACACUGUCAGCAGUUUACCAUUCCCUUUAAGGCUCCGACGGAGUGUGGCGUGGAAGAGUUUUUCGAUAUUUCCAGUUUGUCGUGUGUCAAGUGCGGUCCAAAUCAGCUAAGGAGCACAACAGGACUGACCUGUGUUUGCAAAACUGGCUACCGCAGUGUCACCACUGAUAAGGCGUCAAAUACUUGUCAGCAAUGUCCCACUGAUAAGCCUGCAGUAACAAAAGAUGGUUUUGGGUGUAUCCGCUGUCCAGGCAGUCUCAGUGAUGACGGGAUGUGCCUUUGUCCACCAGCCAAUGUCCUGGUGGAGAGAGAUGUUAGUGGAAACCUUUUGGAUGAAGCCAAAUGUGAAACAUGUAGCAGAAACAUCCCUGCGUUCUCUGUACCAAGCAGCAGUGGAGACAGGUGUGAGAGAUGUCAGGCUUCCUUCAUUAACACAUCCUGUGUGUGUAACACUCCUAAUGUCCUGGCAGGAGGAUUAUGUUUCCCUCCAGGAAUCCUCCCUACAAAUGCAAAUCCCAGUGUCAACUAUGGUCAGUUGAAAUUCAGUGUCCAGUCUGCCUGGUUUGUGAAAAAUCUCUACUCCUCAGCAGCAGCUUGCCUUGUCUUUUCCAACCUAACGGCAUGCCAGGCUCUUGGGAACAUGUGUGUGAUGAACAUGCACUCCUUCAGCGGCACGUCGAACGACGCCUGUGGUCUCUUUAACACUAUUUUCAGAUCAAAGGCUGUUAUGAGCUCAACUCAAGACAUUUCCUAUUGGAGAGCUAAUCUGCCAUGGCUUUACUAUGGCGAUGAACCAGGACUGGCCGGUCGAGUGCUUCAGACUGAUCCAGUUCCUGUUGGUUUCAGUUUCAGAGGAAAAAAUAAAAACACUGAAAUUAAACUGCUUGCAGCUGUCUACAAUAUCAGAGGAGAGUUCCUCAAAUGGGAACAGAUAGGAGGAGGUAAUCUCCAGCUAUGCCCAGACACAGCAGCCAAACAGGCAGCAGCUUACAGCUUUGGAACUGCUUACCAACAAAGUUGUGAUCUCUCAGUAGCAGAGCUGUUACAAGCCCAUUCUGAGCCGCUCUUCUAUGAUGUGUUCAUGGAUCUUGGUGGUGGAGAGAACAGAAAACUGCUCCCCCUGCCCACACUCGUGUACAACCAGCAAUACAAUGGACGGUUUAUAAACCAAGAGAGCAUGAAGAACUGGUACCUGUCUCGACGCAUGUUUCUUGUGGACACGCUGGGUGGAAGAGAAAAGAGCAUGAGCUCCCUGCCUAAAGUCAUUCGUGUGGCAACCAGUGUCAAAAUUAGGUUCCAGCUUGUUCCACGAACCCAGGAAGGACAGAUUUUUCCCCCUCUAAUGAUUGUGACAUACACAGAUGUUCUCAUCACAGAUAUCAACACACAAACUGUGUCUACAAUGUUUGCUAUGGAGUAUGAGAUGGAUCAGGGUGAGGCUCGCAUAAAGACAGAUACUGCUCUGGGUGUGAUGGGAGGUUUGGCCGUGCUUUAUUCUCUGCUGAAGACAGUCAGCUGGAAGAGAAGGAUCGGCUCCCCACUCAUUGAUGCCGGGACAAUGUUCAAGUUCUUGUUGUUUUAUUCUGGAGAUCUGGCCAAUGUUUUCUUUGUCGUCACUGUGGGAACUGGGCUGUACUGGCUCAUUUUUUACAAGACGUUAAAGGCUCAACAAUUUGUAUCAGUGCUGUUACCACUGCCUGCACAGGAGGAGCAGUUUGUGACAUACAUUGGAUGUGCUUUCACUCUUAAGGCUAUCCAGUUUCUCCACAAGCUGAUCCUUCAGGUCUCAGUUGAUAUAUUCCUUAUUGACUGGGAGAGGCCACGUAACAAAGCCAGCAGAACUGUGCAAGCGGCUGGUGAGCCAAAACGUGAUCCCGCUCCUGUCAGCAUCUGGAGAACCUACUUUGUAGCCAAUGAAUGGAACGAGAUCCAGACAUUCCGCAAGAUCAGCCCAACCUUUCAGAUCAUGGCUGUGCUCUUCAUUCUUGAAGUGGUGGGUUUUUCUAACUUGGCCCUGAGGGACCCCUGGUCAACUUUACAGCGCUCCUCUCAGGCAUACACUCCUUCAUACAGCUUGAUUCUGCGCUACAGCCUGGCAGCUACACUGUGGCUUUGCAUUGGACUACUGCAGGUGAUAUUCUUCACUGUGUUUUAUGAGCACUUUGUGGAGGACAAAAUCCGUCAGUUUGUUGAUCUUUGCUCCAUCAGUAAUAUUUCUGUGCUGCUGUUAUCGCAUCGGUGUUUUGGCUACUAUAUCCAUGGGCGUUCAGUACAUGGCCAUGCAGAUACGAACAUGGAAGAAAUGAACAACAACCUGAAAAGAGAAGCUGAAUCCCUGUGUGGCCAAAGAGGACUGCUUCCCAACACAGACAUCCAGACCUUUCAGGUGUCUCUUACCACUCACCUGCGGUCACAGUAUGAGAGGAUACGGGAGCCACUCAGCCGGAGGAACGGGCCAUCACGGCUGAUGGACACAUCGACGAACAACCCAUUUGAGCAGAACUUCAGAGCAUACCACACGAUGAACCACUUCCUCGGAUCCAUUGUAGACCAUGCUCACCCUGACAUGGAUUAUAUCGUGAAGGACAAGCUGAUGUUUGAGAGGGUCAUAGGAAUGGAGUUUCUUGAACCCAAUGAAAAAAGCAUCUUUUACAAUGAUGAUGCCCACUCCUUCAGUGAUGUGCUGUUUUAUGGAAACGAGGCAACGCUGCUGAUCUUUGACACUUUGUUCUUCUGUGUCGUCGACCUUGGAUCUCAGAGUUUUGUACUUGCAGCCGUGCUUACAUACGUACAGCAAAUGAUAUUUCGUUUGAUCCGUAACUUUCUUGGAAGGAAGAACCUCGUCAACAAAACUCUGGUGGACGAGAGAUUUCUGAUAUAAAAUGUAUAUGAUCGCUAGUGCCAGCACUGUUUUUUAGUCCUUUUUUCUAUUUUUCUUCACAUAAACAGUGUUUUCACUGCUGUUUUUUAA